This is a messenger RNA of Salvia miltiorrhiza (redroot sage), 1855 nucleotides long. Its product is annotated as aldehyde dehydrogenase family 2 member C4. Gene Ontology annotation, molecular function: aldehyde dehydrogenase (NAD+) activity. Bases 157 to 1665 code for a protein of 502 amino acids. Lineage: Eukaryota; Viridiplantae; Streptophyta; Magnoliopsida; Lamiales; Lamiaceae. The transcript has 8 exons. The record is from RefSeq and is a predicted model, not a curated record.
GUAAAAAAAAUUGAAUAGGAAUCUGGACGAAGCAGGACCCAUGAUCCAGCCAUCUCUACUGGCAUGCUCUCUCUCUCUCUCUCUCUUAUUUAAACCACAUGGAGCUUAGUCCAUUGGGCUUCAAUCAACACCAGAAAACAUCUUGAAACAGAAGCAAUGACGCUACAAAACGAAAGCGGAAGUUUGGAGUCUCACCUCAAUUUACCCAAAAUCAAGUUUACUCAGCUCUUCAUCAACGGCCAAUUUCUCGAUGCUGUAUCAGGGAAAACAUUUGUGACAAUAGACCCAAGAAAUGGAGAAGUAAUAGCAAAAAUAGCGGAAGGUGACAAGGAUGAUGUUGAUUUGGCUGUCAAAGCUGCUCGUCAUGCUUUUGAUAAUGGCCCAUGGCCUCGUUUGCCUGCUUCUGAAAGAGGAAGAAUAAUGCUAAAGUUGGCCGACUUGAUCGACCAAAACGUGGAAGAAUUGGCAUCAUUGGACGCUCUCGAUGCCGGAAAGCUGUACAGGAUCGGGUUGGUCGCCGAGAUCCCCGCCGCCGCCGAAAACCUCCGUUACUACGCCGGCGCCGCCGACAAGAUCCACGGAUCCACGUUGAGGAUGGCCGGGCAGCUGCACGGGUACACGCUGCUGGAACCCAUAGGCGUGGUGGGCCACAUCAUUCCCUGGAACUUCCCCUCCCAGAUGUUCACCAUGAAGGUCGCCCCGGCGCUGGCCGCCGGCUGCACCAUGGUCGUCAAGCCCGCCGAGCAGACGCCUCUCUCCGCUCUCUUCCUCGCCCAUUUGGCCAAGCUGGCUGGCAUCCCGGACGGGGUGCUGAACGUGGUGACGGGGUACGGCUACUCUGCCGGGGCUGCGAUAAGCUCUCACAUGGACAUCGAUAAGGUUAGUUUCACGGGGUCCACGGAAGUAGGGCGGCUGGUGAUGCAGGCGGCCGCGGCCAGUAACCUGAAACCGGUGACGUUAGAACUUGGAGGGAAGUCGCCUUUCAUAAUCUUCGACGAUGUGGAUGUUGAUAAAGUUGUUGAUCUCGCUGUGCGCGCGAUUCUCUACAACAAGGGGGAAAUCUGCGUGGCGGGUUCGCGUGUUUUUGUUCAAGAAGGGAUAUACGAUAAGUUUCUAGUUACGUUGGUGGAGAAGGUCAAAUCUUGGGUGGUCGGCGAUCCUUUCGAUCCCAAUGUUCAUCAAGGGCCCCAAGUGGAUAAGAAUCAAUACGAGAGAGUUCUUUCAUACAUCGAAAUCGGGAAGAAGGAAGGCGCCACUUUGUUGGCAGGGGGUAAGCCAGCCGCCAGCAAAGGCUACUACAUUGAGCCUACAAUUUUCACAGACGUAACGGAUGAGAUGACUAUAGCCAAGGAAGAAAUAUUUGGACCGGUGAUGUCAGUUAUGAAGUUCAAGACGGUGGAGGAAGCGAUCAAGAGGGGGAAUGCUAGUAAGUAUGGAUUGGCGGCGGGGGUGAUGACGAAUGACUUGAACAUUGCCAACACAGUAUCGCGGUCGAUUCGAGCGGGCAUAGUGUGGAUAAACUGCUACUUGGCGUUUAGUAAUUCGCUUCCUUACGGAGGUUACAAGAUGAGUGGGUUUGGGAGGGAUAUGGGGAUGGAGUCUCUCCAUAGCUACCUUCAGCUUAAAUCUGUCGCCGUGCCCAUUCACAACUCUCCUUGGCUCUAAAUCCCCCACCCCAUGUUUGAUCAAAUCCUUGUUUCUUCUCGAUCCGAAUUUGAAUUGCAUUUUAAUUUGUACAAUAUACUUCUUUCUGAAUUUGUACAAUAUACAUUCUUGCUUUCCUUGUUUCAGGCCAAUAAUCAAUAACAUGUACAACCUAGUAUUAAUAAAUGCAACCUACAUUUGUAUUAUGCAA